Messenger RNA from Cimex lectularius (bed bug), 1282 nucleotides. RefSeq names its product protein FAM133-like. Bases 484 to 1272 code for a protein of 262 amino acids. The record is from RefSeq and is a predicted model, not a curated record. The transcript has 2 exons. NCBI's taxonomy places the organism in Eukaryota, Metazoa, Arthropoda, Insecta, Hemiptera, Cimicidae.
AAAUUUUGACAAAAAUAAAUAAAUAAAAACAGUCUGCAAACUAGAGUAUCAUUAUUUUGUCAGAUUAUUUUUUAAUAGAGAACCCACAGUUUUGCACAACUCGUGAUAAUUGCAGGUUUAGCAUUGUUUCUACAUUUUUUUUUGUAACUACUUUACAGAUAAGUUAUUCUUGUGAUGUGACAAAACGCUGAGACCAAACUAUCUGUCAGACAAAACCGACAAAGGAGGAUGACAUGAAAUGAUGAAGCUGCAGGUUCAUUGUUAUGCCUCACAAAGUUUUUUAAAUUUAGAAUUAUUAUUAGAAAGACAAACUAAAAUUAUCCUUUCUUCUUUAUAAUAGAUCGAAGAAGGGAUUCGGAAAAAAAACGUAAUGGAACCUCAGAUAGAAGAGAAAAAGAUGUGAAGCGUGAUGAAGUGAAUUCUUCUGGAAGUAAAGAAGACAGGUCAAGAGAAGGCCAUAGUAAGUACUAUGACCACCAUGAAAUGAAACCUGAGCCAAAAUCGGAAGUCAAAACAUCUAAAGAGAAAGCACCCUCCAAGAAGCCCGAAGAGCCUGAAAUGAUGGAUGUUACAAAAGAAAAGUCAAAUUACAAGGACACACCACCAAUAAAUAACAUUAAUCAUACUCCAGACGUUCGACAAGAUGAUACAGGAUUUACUGAAAAUGAUGUAGCACACAAUGCAUCACAAAGUCCUGUUAAAACGGAUGCUACUAAGUCAGUCAGUAUCGAAAGAAAAAAGAAAAGGCGAAGGCAUGUUAGUUCUUCUUCAGGAAGUUCAAGCAGUGAGAGCAGCAUUUCGUCUAGCAGUUCUAUUUCAAUGGAACGGAGAAAACGGUCAAAAAGGUCUCUUACUGUGGCAAAGAAAUAUUACCACCGGGGAAAACUCGUCAAGGUAGUUAAAAAGAAGAAAAAUAAAUCUUCAGAUUCUGAGAGUUUUUCCGAAAGUUCAGACUCAGACAGGCGAAGACGAAAGCCUAAAUAUAAAAAAAUUGUCAAAGUAAUUAAAAAAAGGCGGCAUGCCAGCUCAGACGAUAGUGAAAGCGAUUCUUCCAGUUCAGACGAUUCUGAGGAUGCAAGCCGAAGAAGAAAAAGGAAGAAAAAACACGAUAAGUACAACAGGAAAAGGAGGAAGGACAGUUCAAAAAGGAGUAAAAAGAAAAAGGCUCAUGGUUCUGAAAACUCUUCAAACUCGGAAAGUGAAGGUAAAAAUAGAAAGAAGAAUAAAACACUAUUUAUUUCUAAGAAAAACAAAGCAGAUUUGAGUGAUUGACAUAAAAGGG